This is a messenger RNA of Ictalurus furcatus (blue catfish), 2373 nucleotides long. RefSeq names its product complement factor H-like. The coding region runs from base 99 to 1868 and encodes 589 amino acids. The transcript is spliced from 11 exons. NCBI's taxonomy places the organism in Eukaryota, Metazoa, Chordata, Actinopteri, Siluriformes, Ictaluridae. The record is from RefSeq and is a predicted model, not a curated record.
UGUGUAUAAACGAAGCGACUUGUUCAGAAGUGUGCGUCUGGUCUGUGGUUCAUCUGAAGGUUUUAUGCUGCGAGCCGAGGUGAAGAACAACAGCAGAGAUGAAGAAGAUUAUUAUCCUGGCUUUUUCUGUUUGGUCAUGUCAGGCGGUGAUGGGUCAGUCAUCGUGUACUGCACCAGUUGUGCCAAACGCUAAGCCGAAAAAUGAGCUGGCAGCAUCCUAUCCCACUGGAAGCUUUAUCGGAUAUGUAUGUGACAGCGGCUAUGAGUUUGUAGACACCCAUUAUGCGCUGUGUGAAGAUGGAACUUGGAAUCUGCCCGUUUGUAAACUUCAGACAUCAUGUACUGUCCCAUUUGUGCCGAACGCCGAGCUCGCGGAGGAGUUUACAGCGGCGCUCUAUCCUACUGGAAGCUCCGUCCGGUUUGUAUGUGACCACGGCUCCGAGUUCGAAGGAACCAAAUAUGCACUGUGCAAAGAUGGGACUUGGAAGCUGCCGGUGUGUAAAAUUCUGGAUCAUGCACCGUGUGCUUCCCCACACGUUCCGAACGCGCGACCUGCAGACGCGUUAGCAAAAUCCUAUCCUACUGGAAGCUCGGUUAGAUUCGGAUGCGACCGCGGCUACGAGUUCGAAGGAACGGAUUCUGCACAGUGUGAAGAUGGAGUCUGGACGCUGCCGGUGUGUAAAGUUCUAGAUCAAGCACCGUGUAGUGCUGCCCCGCGUGUUCCGAACGCCAGACCUGCGGACGCAUUAGCAGAAUCCUAUCCGUCUGGAAGCUCUGUCCGAUUCGGAUGUGACGGCAGCUACGAGUUCGAAGGAACGGAUUCUGCACAGUGUGAAGAUGGAGUCUGGACGCUGCCGGUGUGUAAAGAUGUAAAAUCCUGUCUUGCCCCAAGUGUGCCGAACGGCCAGCCUGCAAAUGCGUUAAAAACGUUGUACGGUCCUGGAGAAACUCUUCGAUUUGUAUGCGACAGCGGUUAUGAAUUUGAAGGAACACGUUACGCGGUGUGUGACGAUGGAUCUUGGAGGCUGCCGGCGUGUAAAGUUCUAGAUGCGGCGUGCGCUGCCCCACACGUGCCAAACGCCAAACCUGAAAACGAGUUAGCAGCGUCCUAUCCUGCAGGAAGCACUGUAAGAUUUGGAUGUGACGGCGGCUACGAGAUUGAAGGAACACGAUAUGCGCUUUGUGAAGAUGGAACUUGGAGGCUGCCGGUGUGUAAGCGUCGAGAUGAAACGGUGUGUUCUGCCCCACGCGUGCCAAACGCCCGACCUGCAGUAGAUUUAACAUCGUUCUAUGCUACUGGACGAACUGUUAGAUUUGUAUGUGACAGCGGCUAUGAGUUUGAAGGAACAGAUACUGCGUGGUGUGAAGAUGGAAUUUGGAGGCUGCCAGUGUGUAAAGGACGUUGGCCUCACGGUGGAUCUCUACAUCCUGAUCCUGAUGCGGUUCUGUUGCCUGUCAGAAAUUGUGGAACUCAACCCCUUAUUGAAAAUGGAGACGUUACCGAGCUACCAGAUGGAAAUGAAUUAAAAGCACAGUGUAAGAAACUUUAUAAACUAACAGGACCUGGAACAAUAAGAUGUGUUAACGGGAAAUGGACGGAGCUCCCGGUGUGUAAACCGCCGUGUAAACUGGAUAGGACAAAAAUUCUUCAUACUUAUCAUCCUGAUGAAUAUCUGCAGGAGGGUGAAAGGAAGAGAUUUUACUGUAGUAACCGUUAUCAAAUAGAUAUCAGCUGCACUAAAGGAACAACAGUCUAUGGUGAAUGUAAGUGCAUCCUGUGUUUUAUCGAGACAAAAGCAAUAACGGCGUUUCUCUACUUACAGAUUCAUUUAUCUUUAUUUUCCGCACAGUUAUUACAUAAUGAAUAAAACACACAGCACACAGCACUUUACCAGCUUCAGAUUUUUUUUAUCCAUUUAUUAUAGUCACCAUGAAUGUUGUGUGACCUCUUAUCAAACAAGUUAGUUCUGUUCUCGCUUACAUUCUAGUAACUAUAAACGCGCUGUUCCCUCACCGGCCGCUCUUCGUCCUCUCUUUUAACGUGACUACGCCGACACUGGAGACUCCUUCCAGAGAACUUCACCAUAUCAACGACUACAUACAUUCCAUACAUACAUAAUCUGUCAGUGCACAGUAUAGAAACAUUAACGUAUUAGAAUUUGUAGCUGCGCUAGUGUCAGAGCCGCUCUUCUAGAAAUGUAUUCCACCCUAACCUUCUGACCAAUCAGGAUCCAGGAUUCAACAGCGCUGUGGUGAAAGAAUGCAGUAAUAUUAGGACCUGUGAUCGUUAUUAUGCUCAGUUGCUUUAAUGAGGUUUAUUUGAGCAGUUUUGAACAAAAUGGAGGAUGAGGAUGUGUAGUUGAACGUUUUGGG